AUCUAAAAUAUUAUUGAAUAAUUUUUUGGCAUAUACGUUACAGAAUGGUAUAAUCAUCGUUUCUUCUUUCUGGCUGGGCUGACCGACAUCCGACUCUGGUAAAUUUCCUGGAAGCUUCCCRCCUCUUUCUUCACAGUUUCUUCUAAGAAUUAAACCACCAAAUUCAACACAGAGCAAUGUUUAUUUCAUGAAAGAUCGAUGAAAUUGAGGCAAGCAAACGGAAUUUAAUCUCUUCGCUUGUCUCGUCUUGGCCUUCUCAGAAGCAAAGCUCUAGAUCCGCGCAGAAGAGAUUUCAGCUUUCAAGGCUUCGCGAGUUUCUCCAAUGGCCGGAAUGCUUCCUGGAGUAGAGUGUGCUAGAAGAAGACGGUGUCAUCAGAACAAAGUAUGGUCCGAUUCACCAGCGAUCGCCGCUCAGGCCCUAACCAGGAGAUCCGUUCUCUGCUUGUACACRAGCAACCACGAAACCCUACUCGCUUCAAAUCCAUCUCUGAAGAGAAGCCUGUUAGCCGCGGUAGACGAAGACGAUAAAUUGGACGAAAUUGCGAGAGAGGCGAAGAGGAGGUUGGACGAGCGAUUGAGAACGCAGAGGAAAUCAGAGGUCGAAAUUGGAAGUUGCAGAGGGGGAAAGUUCAAGUGGAGCAAGUUGAAUUGGACAAAAAGUAUGGUGAGUGCUGGUGAGACGCCUUGAUUUCAGUGGGUCUAGUCUCCAUUUCUAUGUGUUCUACACAGUUGGGGGAAGGGAAUGAUGGGAUUAUAAUUCUGAUUACAACUAACAUGAACAUUUGUUGUAAAAUCUUGUUUUGGAUUUUGAAAUGCGGAUAUUCAUAUGGUUUUGGUUUAUGUGAAUGAUUCUGGUUUAAUUCUUGCUGUCAGUUCUUUUUAAACUCUGUGAGUGAAAAGUUGAAUUUAAAGUAGCUGAACAAGAGCCAUUGGAAUUGGUUUCUGUAGAUAGAUUGAAGAACAGGGAGAAAUUUUGAGGAUUGAAUUGAUGUGAUGGAAUUAUAAUUAAUGCAUUAGCGUUUGAGAAUGAUUCAA
This is a messenger RNA of Momordica charantia (bitter melon), 1035 nucleotides long. RefSeq lists its product as uncharacterized. The record is from RefSeq and is a predicted model, not a curated record. Lineage: Eukaryota; Viridiplantae; Streptophyta; Magnoliopsida; Cucurbitales; Cucurbitaceae.